This is a messenger RNA of Ziziphus jujuba (common jujube), 849 nucleotides long. RefSeq lists its product as uncharacterized. Lineage: Eukaryota; Viridiplantae; Streptophyta; Magnoliopsida; Rosales; Rhamnaceae. The coding region runs from base 1 to 483 and encodes 160 amino acids. The transcript has 4 exons. The record is from RefSeq and is a predicted model, not a curated record.
AUGAGGUGCGAAGCACGAAAAUGGAUGGGAGCUGUUAUUUUUAAGGAGUUGGGUAGUGUGAGAUACAUGGGUCGGGUUGCAGAUUAUGAUGUUGAAACUGGCUGGUUCAAGGUUAUGUAUGACGAUUAUGAUUAUGAUUACAUGGAAAAGAAUGAACUCAUUCAGCUCAUGGCAAGCCCUGAACAACUUGGCCCCUACUUCAACAAUUUACCUGAUAGUUCGAAGAAGAAGCGUAAGCCAAGGAGGAAGAAAGCCCCAAACGAAAAGAAACCAGCCGCUAGAAAUACUUCUUCCCUGGGGGCCAAGAGAAAGACUCGUUCUCAAACCAAAAAAAAAACCAGUUCCUACAUUCCCCCUUGCAAUAAGAGAGAGAAAGAGGGACGAGUACUACUGGUAUUAGGCCUGGGUUCCAUAUCAAGGUAUCAUAAGGUGGAGGACCAUCUUCAUCUUUUAUAUGCAGUAGUUGAUCAUCCUCUUACAUAAACAGCUAGUAGUUGAUCAUCCUCUUACAUAAACGGCGUCUCUAUGUUGCUUUUAUCUUCAUAUGAUAAUAAACAAUACAUGCUAUAUUGUUAUACGACAUUAUUUCUUUUUUAUUUUAUUUUGUGGAAGAUGAACUUAAUAGUUAUGCAACAUUUGAAUUUGAAUCUGGCCUUCAAAUGACAAUAAGGAUAUUCUCCCCCAAGCGAAUUUUGUAACUCUGUUUUCCGAAAACUAAUAAAACCAAAUUAAAUAAACAUCAACUCAGCCUAUCUUCAAAAAGUAAAUACAGAAAUUUGGAUUACAUUAGGCGCUGAAUGAAUAAUGCUAUUCUUUCAUUUCCUCGAACAUAGUUUCCCCCCCUUUUUU